Verticillium alfalfae VaMs.102 is the source of this 360-nucleotide messenger RNA. RefSeq lists its product with no specific name. Gene Ontology annotation, cellular component: membrane. Bases 1 to 360 code for a protein of 119 amino acids. The transcript is spliced from 2 exons. The record is from RefSeq and is a predicted model, not a curated record. Lineage: Eukaryota; Fungi; Ascomycota; Sordariomycetes; Glomerellales; Plectosphaerellaceae.
AUGGCACCCCCUGCAGGCUUCGCGAUAGCCGUUGAAGAUGCCUCCACAACCGUCGCCGCGGCGUUAGCGACCCUCGUAUCACCGUCCUCCAUCGUCGCCUCCCUCGCAUCAGUCGCCGCCGCAACCACGGCGACACCGACAUCAACAACACCCACCGACGCCGCCGCCGCUGUGGCCGCCCUCGUCAAGCCCUCCGAGGGCGACUGCGAGCUCCUCGGCAACUUUGCCCUCCUCGUGCAGCUGGCCCUCGGUGGCCUGGCCCUGCUCGUCCUCGUGUACAAGCGCUGGAAGGAGCGCCCGCAGCGGCCCGUCAAGAUUUGCGUCGGCACGGCAUUCACGCACAUGGGGGGUCGAGCAUAG